Messenger RNA from Fusarium subglutinans, 975 nucleotides. Its product is annotated as SER3-3-phosphoglycerate dehydrogenase. The transcript has a single exon. The coding region runs from base 1 to 975 and encodes 324 amino acids. NCBI's taxonomy places the organism in Eukaryota, Fungi, Ascomycota, Sordariomycetes, Hypocreales, Nectriaceae. The record is from RefSeq and is a predicted model, not a curated record. Gene Ontology annotation, molecular function: NAD binding; oxidoreductase activity, acting on the CH-OH group of donors, NAD or NADP as acceptor.
AUGGCUGACUCCAAACCAAAUGUCUAUGUUCUAGACCCCUACCAUCCAGACGCCAUCGUAGCCCUGGAACAAUCAUCCGAUAUCAAUGUCGUCCUUCCAACAGACCCAAACAAGAGCCAAUAUACAGAGAACGCCACUGCAGUUAUGCUCCGUAGCGAGACUCGUCUCGGUGCAGAUGAGCUUGCCAAGUGCAAGAAGUUGAAAUAUAUCGUCAAGCAAGGCGUUGGCGUCGACAACAUCGAUCUCAAAGCAGCUGCUGCAGCGGGUAUAAAAGUAUACAACACUCCCGGUCUCAACGGAGAAGCGGUUGCUGAACUUACGCUCGCGUUGGCUUUGACGUUGUCACGACGAGUCGCUGAGAUUGACAGGCGGACCAGAAAUGGGGAGACGGUUGUGAGAAGUCAGACGCUUGGAAAGAGCUUAUUCAAGAAGACAUUGGGAGUUGUUGGGAUGGGAAAUAUUGGGCUCGCUGUUGCUAAGAAGUGGGUUGGAGCUAUGGAGGGCAAUAUCGUCGCUUAUGAUCCCUUCUCGGAUGGAAAGCAGUGGCUCAGCACUUUUGGGGAAAGCAAAUUUCGCCAGGCCUCAACACUACAUGAUCUCUUGAGCGCAUCAGAUGUCGUAACUCUUCAUCUCCCUCUUACCAAAGACACCGAGAACAUCAUCUCAACCGCAGAGUUUAACACUAUGAAGGACGGGGCAAUUCUGCUUAACUGCGCUCGGGGUGGAAUCGUUGACGAGGGUGCAUUGUUAGCUGCAUUGGAGAGCGGAAAGCUAUUUGGUGCUGGUCUUGAUGCUAUGGUGGUCGAGCCUCCGACUAUUGAGGCAUACCCGGAGCUGCUGGCGUUGCCGAAUGUCGUCUUGACGCCGCAUGUUGGAGCUUCGACGGUUGAGAAUCAAAGUCAGAGUGGUAUAGCAGUUGCGGAGAUUGCGAUGGCGCUGUUGAGAGGGGAAGAGAAAGGAAACAGAGUAGCUUAG